Messenger RNA from Nipponia nippon (crested ibis), 804 nucleotides. RefSeq names its product musculoskeletal, embryonic nuclear protein 1 (gene MUSTN1). Gene Ontology annotation, biological process: chondrocyte proliferation; tissue regeneration; chondrocyte differentiation. The record is from RefSeq and is a predicted model, not a curated record. Gene Ontology annotation, cellular component: nucleus. Lineage: Eukaryota; Metazoa; Chordata; Aves; Pelecaniformes; Threskiornithidae.
AUCAAGAGAAUUCAGAGUGAAUUUUGUGUUUGUAACAAAGUUUUGCCUUUUAAAGCUAUAAAUAGAGCCCCAGUGGGCUCCCCGGGAAGUCGUUUUGCAGUGGAUCGGGCUUCCCCGCGGUCCCGCCGCCCCAGCUGUCUGCUCUCGUCAGUCCCCGGCUCCAUCCGUCCCCAGGCACAGGGCGCAGUAAAUACUGCAAACCCUAGUCAUCGCUAAGAAUAAACCUUUCGACAACAACAGCCUCUGUCAACCUGAAUCACCCUGGGUUCUGGUUUGGGAAAAUGACCCAGCUAAUGACUUCAUGUUAGAUGCUCUAUAUAAGUCGAGGAAAAAAACAGGCGUUCGCAGACCGCACAGGCUGGAUUUAAUCAAAGCCGGGAAACGACCUCGGAAGGGAUUACGGUCGAGUGAGCACCGCAGUUAUGUCACAGCCAGCCCCUGUGAAAAAGAAGCGUCCUCCAGUGAAGGAAGAAGACCUCAAAGGAGCCAGAGGAAACCUUUCCAAAAACCAGGAAAUUAAAUCCAAAACCUACCAAGUGAUGAAGCAGUGUGAACAAAUGGGCUCUGCAGCACCCUCCAUAUUCAGCCGGGAUCGGACAGGGGCUGAAACAGUCUUCGAGAAACCGAAAGAAGAGCCAGCAAAGAGCGUCUUUGGCUGACAGCGGAGCUGGAUGUGUCUCACCCAGACGAUUGUUGUAACAUUUUCCCAAAUUUCUGCCCCUUUUACUAAAGUCACUGUAGAUCUAAGUAGCUAAUUUCUACUGUAAGGCACUAAAUAGGGAAUAGACUCACGUCAAAGGGUAC